Messenger RNA from Spirodela intermedia, 366 nucleotides. The record is from the annotation of a GenBank genome assembly. NCBI's taxonomy places the organism in Eukaryota, Viridiplantae, Streptophyta, Magnoliopsida, Alismatales, Araceae.
AUGAUCAAUCUCACACCAGCGAGAGAUGAUGAUGGUGAUGGUGAAGAUGAUGAUGAUGAUGAUGAUGAUGAUGAUGAUGAUGAUGAUGAUGAUGGUGGUGGUGGUGGUGGUGGUGGUGAUGAUGAUGAUGAUGAUGAUGAUGAUGAUGAUGCUGAUGGUGGUGGUGGUGGUGGUGAUGAUGAUGAUGAUGAUGAUGAUGAUGAUGAUGAUGGUGAUGGUGAUGAUGAUGAUGAUGAUGAUGAUGAUGAUGAUGAUGACGAUGACGAUGACAACUGCGACAAGAAGAAAAUAAUAAUUCUCUCGGGUGGGUCAUCGCUGAUCAUCACCCACGACGAAAAAUUAAUCGCACCCACAAAAAUUGGAUGA